This is a messenger RNA of Brassica rapa (field mustard), 3318 nucleotides long. RefSeq names its product protein DMP1. Gene Ontology annotation, biological process: endomembrane system organization. The record is from RefSeq and is a predicted model, not a curated record. NCBI's taxonomy places the organism in Eukaryota, Viridiplantae, Streptophyta, Magnoliopsida, Brassicales, Brassicaceae.
UUUUCCAUUAACUUCUUUUUUAAAUUCAAAUUAACUUUUAAAUUGUGUUUAAUUAGAUUAAAUAUAGGGAUAGUUUUGGGAUUAUGAGAAAAAUUAUACUAUUGAGACAACUUCAUGUUGGUUUUAUACCAAGGGGACAACAACCUUGUUUUUUUGUUCUCUUUUAGCAAUUUUCCCAAUAUUCUUUUACGGUCAAAUUACAGAGGAAAUAUGUAGAAUAAUGCAUAUUUGUAUGCUUUUAAUACGUUAAGAUAGUAUGUUUAUACAUUAUGUUAGUUUUAUUUUAUCAAGCAAUAUUUACAAAUUAGAAAUAUAAACGCAGAACGCAUUGAAAAACUUCUUUGCAUUUUGAUGUUUUGUGAUUACGCACAUGUGAAAGUUUAGAUAUAGUACAUAAUUUUCAAUAUAAUUUUUUUUUUUUUUGUAAACUAAUUUUCAAUAUAAUUUUAAACGCAAUAAAUACUAUUUCUUACGGAUGCAUUUACAGUUUUUGUAAAUAUAUAGUUUUGAAAAAGAAAAAAAACCUCUCAAGUGUAGUAGUUCCAUGCAAAAAUACACAUAAUUUAACAUGCAUACAAAAUGUUGAUGCAAACGGAAAAACUUGAAAAUAGAUUUGGUAAACAAAAAAUUUUUCAACACCACCCCCACCCCCCAAACCCACCAAAAAAAAACCAUCUUCGUCGUAAAUAACAUGACUUUUUGCUAACCGUGUUAAGUCGAGCUCAAGCUAUAACCCGAUAGUCUUACAAACUUUUCGAACACAAAAGAAACUUCUAUUUAGAUUCAGUCAAUACCAUGCGUGCAUCAUCCUUGAAAAUUUCUUCUCCUUUAGGUCCAAAAUUUAAUUACUCUCCUCCUUUACUUUUUAGGGAAAUAACAAUCAACUAUUUCAGCAUUAUUACGUCUUCGUGUGUAGACUUAUAUACAAACCUGAUAAUUUGACUUGGUCAAGUUCGUGACUAGUUUUUUCUUUGGUCCUAAACCCAACAUCCGGACCGGAUCAAUGGGUUAUACCAUCGCUAGUUCUUCUAUAAAUACGCAUUAAACCAAGAACACACUUCAUAAUAAUUUCAUACAUAUCUAACUCGAAAUUCCAGCCUAUGUCCGAAGCUUCUUCUUUGCUAAUUCCUAAAACAAACUCUCCAGUUUCAUCUAAGUUAAUGGCAAACAAAUCCCUCACAGGCCUAGAGAGUCUCAUAAAGCUUCUCCCAACAGGAACGCUAUUCAUCUACCUAUUACUCAACCCUGUCCUCACAAACGACGGUGAAUGUUCCACAGCUAAUAAGGUCAUGUCAAGCAUUCUAGUCGCUCUUUGCAGCUUUUCUUGCGUGUUUUCAUGUUUCACCGAUAGUUUCAAAGGCACCGAUGGAUCAAGAAAGUAUGGCAUAGUCACCAAGACGGGUCUCUGGACUUACGCGGAUCCAGGAUCCGUGGAUUUGUCUAAGUACAAGCUUAGGAUUGCGGAUUUUGUUCAUGCGGUUUUCGUGGUGGCUGUGUUUGGGACUUUGGUGUUGCUUGAUGCUAAUACCGCAAGCUGCUUUUAUCCUCGGUUUAGGGAAACGCAGAAGACUUUGAUCAUGGCUUUGCCUCCGGCUGUGGGCGUUGCCUCGGCUGCUAUCUUCGCUAUAUUUCCGAGUAAACGGAAUGGAAUCGGUUACGCUCCAGUUGGUGAGGAGGAGGAGACCAAGAAGGGUUCUGACUCUGCAUGAGACGUGUUGCUUCUCUUUUUUCUAAAUUGUUGUGAUGUUGGUCAAGAUUUGUUGUAGAAUAUAACUAAAGAAAACGAUUGUGUGCUUAAAACAUUUACUUAGUUCUUUUAACCACUGUAUAGUGUAUGGCAUCUUCUAGUAUGAAUAAAACAUUACCAUAUAAACUAGAGUUCCUUACUUGGGGUGUGUCUAUCUAUAACUUCAUUAGCCAAACUUUAUGAAGACAUAAGAUUUCCUAAUUUCCAUGCAUCUUUUCCGCUUUACUUUGGGUGAAUGUUUAAAUCUACCACGAGAUCGAUCCUUGGUUAUAACUAAAUCGGCUUUACUGUAUAUGGUGAUCAGAAGUACUCUUCGAAGGAGUUAUCAAACAAAAAAAGUACUCUUCGAAGGAACAACAGGUGAUGACUGUUUGUUUGAUUUUUAGAUUUGGAUUUUUAAUUUUUACUUUUUGGUUUUUGAUUUUGUAAUAGAUUUUAGUUCUUCGCAAAAACAAAAACGGUGAUUUUUGUUUUUGACUGUUGAUCUUUGUUUAAAAAAUUAAUAAAAUAUUUCUUUAAAAUUUUUGGUUUUUGAUUUUUCUGUAAUCUUAGUUUUUUAGGAAAACUUGAAUCAUAAUUUUUUUUAGUUUUUAUUUUUUAGAAGUUGAAAUAAAAAUUAAUAAUAAAGUAUUACUUACUAUGAAAACGACAAAUAAUACAAAAUAUUACCACUUAAAUACAUUUAUUUGUUUAAUAAAUUUAUUUAAAAUAAUGCAAACUAAAUAGACAAUUCUACUGAAAUACACUUAUUUAUAUACGUGUAUUGUACUCAGUAUAUAAGCUUGCGAGUUUUGGAUACUUUGUGAAGCACCUAAUUCAUGUGACAUAUAGAUUACUUGAAUUCACGAAUGGCUCCCUACUGCCCCACUAGAGAAGGAGUUUAUUUUUUCUGCCAGCUUUAGUGACUUGUUACAGCUUGAAACAUUAAGAACACUAGGAUCAGCUUGUUCUAGAACACAAAAAACAAUGUUUUCUCGGUCGUAUUAUUUAAUUAUUGAUGCUAAGAACGAAACGGUUAGAAGGUUCUGUUAAACUAGUCUUAUUUUUAAUUAAUCUGUUAGACUAGCUUUUUAGUUCACGACAUCCACCAUCCAUGUUUCAUAUAAAUCUACUACAGAUCCUUAUAAUAGAUAAAAAUAAUUAGAAUGAAUGACUUAAAGGAUAUUAAACUUCAAAAUAUUAAAAUUCACUCUUUAUCGUGGUUCUACUCCAUUGCCAUUCCUUUAGACAUAUUCUAAUCAACCACAAAUUUUUUCCCUAUACUGCCUUCUUUUAAAAUAUAAGGAUGUUUUGGAAUUGUGUGCAUGCAUAUGCAUGUCUUCUAAAUCCGAAACAUCUGUUAAUUAAAUGAUGCUUGUUCACUAAUAGAAUAAAAAGAUUAACACUGUAAGAUAUGUUAUUACUUUGAGUUUCAUCAACAAAAAAUUGAAAAAAAAAAUCGUUAAGAAAACACAGAACAUAUGAUCACAAACAAACAUAAAUAAACAUAUGAACAUAUAAUUCAGCACUCACAAACAUAAGUAACAAAUCACAAGAAAAUAAAUAAACAAAACAUUACAGUGACCAUUCAU